AUGUUUCCCCGGACUCGCGGCAGUGUGGGUACCGGACCAGAUACGACUGCGCUGUUUGUGCCGUCAUCUUUUUCGGUGCCUGUGGAAAAAAAGGACUACAGUGGGGUGUCAAAGGAAAAAGCACUUGAACAGGCAAUCGAGGACUCGCAUGCACGCACCUACCUGCAGAUCAAGUGCAUUGCCCCUGGAGGGCAAGUACACGACUUUCACUUUGGGACAAUUUUUGGGGGUUCCUCUGCUUACGUUACACCAACCGCCCACGUACACCUAAUGAAAGCACCACCCGGCGCCACGAAACUCUGCCUGCGUGGGCCAGCUAUGGUUGUCAGAAAGCUUGUUGGGUGCCUGGAAAGUUCCUCCGAUCUCACUAGGCAUCGGCUUGGCUCGUGUGACGCAGGAUUCUCAGUGCUGACGGUCCCCACUCCGACGCUUGCGCGGCAUUGUCUCGAAAACUUGAACGAUAAAGAUUUCCAGGCUCAGGGAGGGGACUUAGGGAGCGGUAGCGUCAAUUUUGGCAUGUACCGAUCCUAUAGGUACGGAUAUGACUGGGUGCAAGCCACCAAGCGUCCCGAGCUUCUCGAGCUUGAUUUCUAUUCUAUCUGCUCAUUUAAUGGAUCCCGGUUAUUAAUUGUGCUAUCGACGCCCACUUUAGUAUCACUAUGGUGCCAUUAUGUCGGCUUAGAAAUCAAGCAGAAAGCAGCACCUGGUUCCGAGCACAGUUUGCUUCGAAGUCUUGUAAUCACGUUCCUCUUGCGAAUAGCCAAAGCCGGGCACGUAACCCUUUUGGCAGGUAUGAUGGACACUACUUUAGUCCGCUCGGCGGACUGGCUCUUCACCAGGGCAUCUCGUGUCAGAAGCUCAACCGGCGAGCGCUUGUUUAAAAGAAAACUCUGCUCGGAGAGCUUGCAGGAAUCAUCCGGUGACUGCAUAUUUGACAAUUGCACGAGGGCUAGUCCAGCGAAUCCGUUGGAGAAGCGCCAAAUUGUCGUCCAACUAUUCUUGUUGUUGCAAUAUUACAUUAUUCUCGAAAUUCUCUGUCUCUGGCAACUACUUACAGACCGAAAACGCUGCCCAAGAGCAAACGCCGCUCUUUUAAACCCCGGGUGCCUAUGCCGCCUCCGGUCCCGAGUCCUGGCGUAUUCGCAAACCUGCAAGUACUCCGUACUACCAGAAACCGAUGUCCUCAUCGCUCCGGAUGUGAGCGGUUGCACAAGGAACUCCGAUACAGUUUUUGGCAAUCGCCCUUGCCCACUCAAGUGCCGGAAGGAUGAUUUGAGAGACGCGUAUCACGGGCCGAUCCGCCAACGGCGUCCUUUGAGAAUCCGAAGGGAAAUGCCUCUUGAAGCCAUUGCCUCUAUGACGCAAGUGACGCUGAAAGUUCCAUACGUGCCUGGUUGUAACAUCUUCCUGCAGUGUUACUGCGCAACAUUUCUCGUACUAUUACAAGAGCAGCUCACCACCAGCGAGGUCGCAAUUCCGCACAUAAUGAAUUUCGGACCCUUGACAGAUUCGCUUGCUAUUAUCGACUCGACAAGCCAAGAUAACCUCCAAGGACAAGGCAGAAGAUCCACAAAUUCACACGAGUCCUGCAUCAGAAGUUCAGAAAUUAGAGCCUGCUGCGGCAGAUCGACACUAAUACCCCACAAUCGGGCAGUUGCGGCCACCGCAAUGAACCCCCCGAGAUACGAAUACGACUGCCGAUUGAACCACAUCCACACGGCGGCCAGGACCCGACCACCGCAGAUGGACAGCGGACCAGAAGUCCUGGAGAGUUCACUCCACGAACGCGAGGCGGAAUGCGUGGGAAGCGCGGAUACAGGGCUAGGUCCCCCGUCAACUAUGCAGCUUAAUCCUCCGAGUACCUUUCGGGUGGCGGGCGGAACAACGGGACGCCCUAGCGUACCCGCUCUCAGUCUGCACGCCGUAGUCAUGUUUCUUGACGGGGUUCGGUCUCUACGAUGGGUCCCUUCGAGACUCGACCAGAUCAUCCAGCCCACUUCGCACUCGCGUCCGUCGUACAUCUCGCACAAUGGCGGACUCGCCAAGCACCUACAAAAACAUACACAUCAGAUCAACGAAGGCAACCGUGCCCCCAACGAAUACACCAGCCAACAACCGUAA
Molecule: messenger RNA, 2121 nt
Organism: Colletotrichum lupini
Lineage: Eukaryota; Fungi; Ascomycota; Sordariomycetes; Glomerellales; Glomerellaceae
Exons: 20
Coding region: 1-2121 (706 amino acids)
Source: RefSeq, a predicted model, not a curated record